CAUCAUUGCAGUACUGAGAAGAAAGUCCUGCGCUAGUCCAAAAGCCUCAGACACACACACACACACACACACACUCAUCCAGAAAGAAGAAGAAGAAGCAGAAGAAGGAGAUCCUGACCUCAGAAGCCGACAUAGCAGAGACUCGUAUGGUUUAUUUUAUGCUGACUCCAUAGCAUCCUUUUUUCUCUUGGAAGAAAAUACCGCGUGUUGAUUCCGGACACAGAUUGCGCGUGCGUGUGCGUGUGCGUGUAUAUACGUGUGUGUGUGUGUGUGUGUGUGUGUGUGUGUGCUGGCAGGACUCGGUUGACACUCGGUUCUAGGUGAAUUAUAGCUGCUCGUAAUGCGCCACUCCGGCUGAUGCUCCAGCUGCAGCAGUGAGCUCUGCGCUCCUCUCCCAGCAUCCCCCCAUCAGAGCCAACCACACUGCUCAUCGGGCAAUUCUGGCCACUUUUUAAUCCUCCUGGCAUCCUCUUCUCCACUUUGCUGCCAUCUCGUUGACUUAAAACCCUUCCCCUUCAUCUCUCCCUCCUCUUCCUCCUCUUCUGUACCCAGGCGAAAGUGCUGCAGAGAGCAUGUCAGCUCCAGCUCCAGAUGCUGCAGCUCCUGCAGGAGCUCCCGGGGCUCCUGGCGCUCCCGGGGCAGAAGGAGCACCAGGCACAGGCCCUCCUGCCCCUCCUCCCAACACCAGCAGCAAUCGCCGACUACAGCAGACACAGGCGCAGGUGGAAGAGGUUGUAGAUAUUAUGCGUGUGAAUGUGGAUAAAGUCUUGGAGCGGGACCAGAAACUGUCAGAGCUGGACAACAGGGCUGAUGCAUUGCAGGCUGGAGCCUCUCAGUUUGAGAGCUGUGCUGCCAAGCUAAAGAACAAGUACUGGUGGAAGAACUGUAAGAUGAUGAUUAUGAUGGGGAUUAUUGGAGUCAUAGUGGUCGGAAUAAUCUUCUUGUAUUUCUUCUCAUGAGCUCACCCAGCUGACAGAGAUAAGAAAACAAGUUAAAGAAGGCUGAAGAACAACAAAGCAUAAUGAAAAGCCCACUCAUAAAGUCCAUGCCUUUUCCUGUUCCCUCUCUCUUUUUACUAUCAAGGCCUCUCAUUCCAGCCAUCUGCUACUUCUUAGUGUGACAGUAGUCAUCAGAUUCACAAGAUUCCUUUUCUCCCAUAAUCUGCUAUGCUGUUCAUUGACUCUUUCAUUAUGAUUUCCUCUAUCUUAGAAUCUUCCUGUCUUAGAAUCUCUGACAUCACACACACACACACACACACACACACACACACGCACAGGGACAUAGACCGGGAGUGUUUGUGGGAUUAGUCUGAUAAAGGGUGGGAUGCUGUGAGCCUCUGUUGUGAAGGUGUGACAUGGAGUUUAAGUGAAUGCCAGAGCAUCCUCAGCUGACUUUCUAAAGCCUUUGGAAAUUAGUAAACUGAUCUCAGCAUAUACAACAUAUGUUGCGCCUUCCUACUGUCACAACCUUUAUGGCCAUCACCCCAUCUGCUUGUAUUUAUUAGUGUCAACAAGAUACAUGAGAAGAAAUUUAACCUACCUUUAUUGUGUAUGUGUAAUUGUCGUUGCAAGCAUUGCUGAUAGAAACUCUUUUUCAGAUAUACUGCUAUACUUAGAAAUAUCCCAUUUAUUUAUCUGCUGUAGAACGAAUAACGAAAAAAAGGGAGAGGUAAACAGGGAUGUGAGGGAGAAAAGUCAGGGAAGAUUUUUAAAUAUUGGUUCGGGAAAAUAACGCGUACCCGCGUAUACGCGCACACACACACACACACACACACACACACACACACACUGCACUCACAAGGCAUGUAUACAUACAUAUCGCGGACCUAUACUGUAUGACAUCUUAGGAUUUCUCUUGUUGACAAUAUUUUAAACAAUUUUAGUUCUUUAGUUGAAAAAUAACACAAAACAAAAAAGGUGUUAAAACAUACAUAGACUGACCUACACAAACCAAACCAUAUUUGAUAAGCAGGCCCACAUUCACACACACACACACACACACACACACACACACACACACACACACACACACACAAACAAUUAGUAAUUAACUUGUGUCUAAUGACUUGCAUGGAAGAUUGGACACAUUGUAAGACUUCAUUUCCUCAACUCCUACUGCCUAAUGUACAGCCCAAAUAGAAACAUGUCAUUGCUUCCAUGAAAACUCUGCAGUGUACAAAACAUAAGAUCUGUGAGCCUGCCAAAAACAUACAAUGGCCUGCUACAUUUCUGAGAAAAUGUGAAGAGGAAAAAAAAAAAACCAAGUAUUUGACUUGCCAUGUAGUAUGCUAUUUUAAAUCAAAUGUCCUUCAUAUGCAACAAUUUUAUUAUUUUUCUAUGCAGUAAAAUUGCAAGAGCUUUCAGUUUCCAUUUUGCAGGUGGAUUCAAAGAGAUUGUAUUGCACAUUGCUAAAUGUAAAUGCCAUUUAUGAAAGAUUUAGCACUGACCAAUAGGAAAGCAAAUCACUUAUGACCAUGUAGAGAACCCAGAGAAGAAUUCAAAAGCAUGCCGAUUUGCUCUAACACUUUUGCUGAUGCUAAUAAAGAAAUUUAAAAACCA
Pangasianodon hypophthalmus (striped catfish) is the source of this 2558-nucleotide messenger RNA. RefSeq names its product vesicle associated membrane protein 1b (gene vamp1b). Lineage: Eukaryota; Metazoa; Chordata; Actinopteri; Siluriformes; Pangasiidae. Gene Ontology annotation, molecular function: syntaxin binding; SNAP receptor activity. Gene Ontology annotation, biological process: SNARE complex assembly; vesicle-mediated transport; vesicle fusion. Bases 573 to 959 code for a protein of 128 amino acids. The record is from RefSeq and is a predicted model, not a curated record. Gene Ontology annotation, cellular component: plasma membrane; SNARE complex. The transcript is spliced from 5 exons.